Molecule: messenger RNA, 1379 nt
Organism: Crotalus tigris (Tiger rattlesnake)
Lineage: Eukaryota; Metazoa; Chordata; Lepidosauria; Squamata; Viperidae
Product: ribonuclease T2-like
Exons: 10
Coding region: 91-849 (252 amino acids)
Biological process (GO): RNA catabolic process
Cellular component (GO): extracellular region
Molecular function (GO): ribonuclease T2 activity; RNA binding
Source: RefSeq, a predicted model, not a curated record
CCAAGAGGAAGUGAAAGCAGCUGGAGGCUUCUCCUUGCAGAGCAGGUUGGUGGCUGGAUCUUGCAGGGGACAGGUGUGGGGGUCUCAGACAUGCCGCUCAGCUGGGCCAUGCUGGGCUUCCUCUCGACCGGCUCUUUCUUGUACCUCUUGAGCUUCGAGAAGGUGUGGGGGAAGUCGGAGAAAAACCACUCCAGGCUCUGUCCUUGGGAAUGCCUGAUCUUUGUCCAGAUGUGGCCCAGCUCCUUCUGCGUGUCUCUACCGAGCCAGCUGGACUGCGUCAUGUCCGAGAAUGCAACGAACUGGACCAUCCACGGAUUGUGGCCGAGCGACAUCCAGGAAUGCUGUCUCUACUGGGGUCUCUUCCCUUCCGACCUGGCGAACCUGGUGCCCCAACUGGACCGUCAUUGGCCAACUUUCACUAAUCUGAGCAACUUCCAGUUUUGGGAGAAAGAAUGGAGAAAACAUGGAACUUGCGCUGGCUGCCUUGAAACCCUGAACAGCCCAAAUAAAUUCUUCGGGGCUGCACUUUUCCUGCGCACCAAAUACAAUAUUGACAGGGCUUUUGAAAAGGCUGAGAUUAUUCCCACCUGCAGGCGGAGUUACCAGCUCAGCUCCUUCGUGGACGCCCUGGAGCCGCUCCUGGGACCCCAGUACCAGUUGCAGUGCGUGACGGACGGGCAGGGGCGAGAGAUGCUGGUCCAGAUCAAGGUUUCCCUGUUCAGCAACUUCUCCAGGGGCUGCGUGGCAGACCCCCCCAUGGGCAUCUCCCCCUACCAUCCCUGCAAGCCUCAGGGUGGGAUAUUUUACGCCCCUCCCAAUCAGGAGGACCCCCGCCACCCCUGCCCCUGAUCCCAGGCUGGCAGAGGGAUCAACUGGAGGCGAGGGAAAGCAAGGAACUGGAAGGAAACCCAUCAUCCUCAGCCGGGGUAUCUCCAGCAACCGUCUCCAGACAGCCAUCCGUCUUCUUCCCCCACCAAAGUUUGGAGGAUUUGAACAACCCAGAUGUUAGAACUUGGAACGGUCACUAAACAAAUGGUUUUAAGUCCAGGAGCAGCUGUAAGCAAUUAUGAUGGAACUAAAAAAAAAACCUUCCUUAAAUAGUUUGACAGUGCAGGCAGUCCUCAACUUAACAGUUCAUUUAGUGACCGUCCAAAGUUACAACGGCACUGAAAAAUCAAGGAGAGAAGCAACUUGGAAUUAAGGAGAAACUCCCCGGACAGUGAGAACAAUUAACCAGCGGAACAGCUGGCCACCAGAAGUUGUGGGUGAUUUUUCACACUUGUAUUGUAUUUAAACAUGAAAAUGAGCAAUUCUUCCAAUCCUGAGGCUUAGCAGAGUAAAAUUAGAAUACAUAGAUCUAAUAAACACUUUAAUAAAUA